Messenger RNA from Durotheca rogersii, 1244 nucleotides. RefSeq names its product L30e-like protein. Gene Ontology annotation, cellular component: nucleolus; box H/ACA snoRNP complex. Gene Ontology annotation, molecular function: box H/ACA snoRNA binding. The transcript has 2 exons. Lineage: Eukaryota; Fungi; Ascomycota; Sordariomycetes; Xylariales; Xylariaceae. The record is from RefSeq and is a predicted model, not a curated record. Bases 151 to 894 code for a protein of 247 amino acids. Gene Ontology annotation, biological process: ribosome biogenesis; rRNA pseudouridine synthesis; snRNA pseudouridine synthesis.
CCUCGUCUUAACUCACCUCACCGACGAGAACCGCGACAACCUACUGGCCGCCGCCCAAUUGCCCGCUUCCUCGCUCCUUUAAGCCGGACCGACGCUCUUUUCUGCGCCCGAGCUUUGAAAAGAAGCCAAAAACGCUAAAGGAAUAAAAAAAUGGGGGCGACGAAGCCGGAGAAGGAGAAAAAGGACAAGAAGGAGAAGAAGGAGAAGAAGCGCAGCGAGGUGGACGGCGUAGCGAAGCCCAAGAAGGAGAAGAAGGAGAAGAAAGAAAAGAAGGAGAAGCUCAAGAACGCCGUCAGCGCCGCCGGCUCCCUCGACGAAGAUACGAAAGCCGCCCCGACGGUCACCCUCGUCAGGCGCGGCAACAACGACGACAGCGAUAGCGGCAGCGGCAACAAGGACGGUCUGGUCCCCGUGGUCGGCGCCCUGGUGCCCUUCGCGCGGCCGCUCGCGGACGAGAAGGCCACCAAGAAGAUCAUGAAGACGGUGCGGAAAGCCGCCAAGCACAAGACUCUCAAGCGCGGCGUCAAGGAAGUCGUGAAAUCGCUACGCAAAUCCUCGUCCGCGGCCGCGGCCUCGUCCUCGCCUGCCUUCCCGGGCGUCGUCGUGCUCGCGGGCGACAUCAGCCCCAUGGACGUGAUCAGCCACAUCCCCGUGCUGUGCGAGGACGUCGGCGCGCCGUACGUCUUCGUGCACUCGCGCGCUGAGCUCGGCGCCGCCGGCAGCACCAAGCGCCCCACCAGCGUCGUCAUGGUCGUCGAGCGCGCCAAGCCCCAGCCCGCCGGCAAGAAGGACGACGCCGCUGCUGCCGCCGACGACGGCCAGGACUUCGCCGACGCCUACAGGGACCUCGUCAAGCUCGUCGAGAAGGAGAGCAAGCAGCUCCGCUUCACGUAGUGCGCUAGCCCCCCCGCCGGGAGGCUCCGCCGAGGCCUGUUGCUCCUCGGAGCCGUCGACGCGGGCGCUCCCGCGCCGCGAGACAAUCCUAAUGCCGCGGCUAUGUGCUGGCGUGGCUGCUGCCGCUCUGACCCGCGAUGUUGGGUAGACGGCGUCUCUCCGCUGCCGGGGUCGCUAAGCGGGAAGCAAAGCCUCCUCCCCAAACGCGCACACCGUGUCCCGGGUAGAUACUCGUUCCGCUGUCCUCUUUAUUACCGCAUUCUCGAGGCUUUUAUCGAUGCACUACUGACUACUACCGCUACUACUGCACGCACGCAUUCUCUUUGGCUAGCUUAUGCAGGCGCGGCCGU